Messenger RNA from Rotaria sp. Silwood1, 606 nucleotides. Lineage: Eukaryota; Metazoa; Rotifera; Eurotatoria; Philodinida; Philodinidae. The record is from the annotation of a GenBank genome assembly.
AUGACGACAUCAAUAAUGGUAUUAAUACCAACAACAGAAAAUACAAUAAAUACGACAAAAAUGAUUUUUGAAGUAAAUUACAAAUUAGAUUCAUUUGAUCUGAUAAUAGAGGGUAAUUUUAAAGUUGGUCCUAUUUUGAAUAAUUCAACUUUAAAUGAUUUAACAAAUAUGAUGCAAACAACAGUAUCAAAUAGUUCAAAUAUUACUGUAAUUGUAUUUAAUGCUACUAUUGAAAUUGAUGAUGAAAAUUCUACGAAAAAGAUAAUAUCAUCUGAUUCAAUCAAUUAUAUUCUUCGUCUUAUUGUUUACUAUAUCUUUUCAAUAACAUGUAAUCUAUGUAUUGAAAUUAGUAAUAAUGCUGUCUAUAAUGAACCUCAAUUAGACAAAUUAAUUCAAAUUCAAAAUGCCUCUUUAAUUGAUAUUUCUCGACCGGUUACUGUUAUUCAGAUUAUUUCUAUGUCGACUGUUUCAUUUUCAAUAACAAAUUCAAAUUAUAAUAAUACAAUAAAAACAACGAGUUCAACAAUAGUUCAUACUACUAUUCAUCCAACGACUAGUCAACAUCAAACAACAGAACAUAUGAGUACUGCUAAUCGUACAGCAUAA